Molecule: messenger RNA, 2577 nt
Organism: Condylostylus longicornis
Lineage: Eukaryota; Metazoa; Arthropoda; Insecta; Diptera; Dolichopodidae
Exons: 2
Coding region: 1045-1611 (188 amino acids)
Source: RefSeq, a predicted model, not a curated record
AAUUCAGGUGAGCCUCCUAAAAUAGUUUUUAAAGUAAAAUAUAUUGAAAUCAAAAAAAGAAUUUAUAAAGCAAAAAGAACCAAAAAAUUGCAUCAGAUAAAAUUGUUCAGAAUCCGUCUGGUUUUAAUUCAGGAACAGUUUAUAUUAAUGAAAAGCUAACCAAGUAUUUUUUCUAUUUAAAAAAGCAAGAGAUCUUAAAAGUUGGGGUGAAGUAAAAUUUGCAUGGGUUAAACAUAGUAGAGUGUAUAUUAGAAUAAGUGAAAAAAAGUAAAAUUAAAAAGAUUUUAACAGAUAAAGAUUUCAAUUUUAUUAAUGAGAAAUAAUGAAUUAGAUUUGACUCUACCAACCAAUGCAAAAUUUAUGCUAACAAAUAAAGUAGAAAGUGUAAAAUUUGAAAAUCACAAAAGUUUCAAGAUUUUCUAUGUUAAUGUUAGAAGCAUAAAAAAUAAAUUAGAUGACAUUAAAUAUAUUCUGGAUUGUAUAAAUGAAACUAUUCACGUAAUUAUUUUCACUGAAAUAUGGGUUUUAAAAGAUAAAAUUGAUUAAUAAAUAAUAAAAACUACAAAAAAAUAUUCGUAUGUAGAAAGAAGCGCAGAGGUGGUGGAAUUGGAAUUUUUAUUAGAAAUUCACUCGAUUAUAAAAUUUUGAAUUCUUAUAAUGACAAUAUUAACAAUAUUCUUUCACUCUCAAUCAAGUUCGCCUCAAAUCCACUAUAUCUUACUGCAGUUUAUAGGCCACCAAUAAAUGAGAAGCAAAAUGUAAAAAACCUGCUAAACGUUCUUGAUAAUUAUCUAGAAAACAUAAAUAAAAAAAAUUCAAUUAUAUUAGGUGAUUUCAAUUUCAAUAUACUUAAUGAUGAUGACAAUGAUUAUAAGUUUUGUAACACACUUCCAACUAGAAUUUCAUCAGGAACUUGUAUUGAUCAUGUACUUAAAAAUAACAUAACACAAAAAAUUAUUAUAAAUAUGAUUAAUUCAAAUUUAUCAGAUCACAAUAUUUUCUUAUUAGAACUUAAUCAGGUGAUGAAAGUAAACAAAGAAAACCAUGUCAAGUGUUGCCGUUGACAUAUAUGGAAAUAUAGCAGAAAAAUUAACAAAUUUGAUAAAAGAAAACACAUCCAUCAAAAGUACUGAUAAAGAUAGUGAAUGUAGAGAAUUGAAAAAGAAUUAUUGGCAUAAAAAGCUGUUACAAAACGAAGAUAAUGAAAUGAAUAAAAACAAAUAUAGAUACUGGCUGAAUAAAUUCACUGCUACUAAAAGAAAAAAACAAAAAGAAUAUGAUAUUAAGAAAUUUUUUAAAUGUUUGAAUAACCCACAAAAAAUCUGGAACACUAUAAAGGAAGUAAUUAAUGAUAAUAUUAUUAUUGAAAAAGAAAAUGAGUUCUACAAUGGGUGCAAAAAUAUAAAGGAUAAAACAAAAAAAAUUACUAGGUUUAAUUAUUUAUACAGCACUAUUGGAAAAGAAAUGGCUAAUAACUUUGAUUCGGUUAAUUACUACCCCAGAAUAAAAACAACCAGUAGAUUUAGAUUUGAAUACAUCACAGAAAAAAAAACAUUGAAAUUAAUGGGAUCUUUGUCAAAUACAAAGAGUGCAGGAUGUGACAUCUAUUAAUUAACACAUCUAUUAAUGAAAGUAUAGUGCCACAUGCACUUAAAGUUACAAAAAUUAUACCUAUAUAUAAAUCUGGAGAUAAAAAUGAUGUUAAUAAUUUCAGACCGAUCUCGCUAUCUUCUAUCUUCAGUAAAAUAUUAGAAACGUUUGUAAACACACAGAUAACAAAAUAUUUAACCUAUAACAUCUUGAUUUGCGAUAGACAAUACGAAUUUACUAAGAACUCUAAUAUUAAUGCGGCCUUAUUUGAUAUUAUCACUGAAAUUCAAGACUCAAUUAGCAAUAACUACAAGGUUGGAUUGGUAUUCUUUGAUUUAACUAAGGCGUUUGAUUCAGUGGAUUGUAAAAUUACUUUGAAAAUAGAAGACAAUAUACUGAAUGUGAUGCAAUAAGAAGUAAAAUUAGGUAGAUUGACCAUGGGGUAAUACAGGGUAGGUCCAACGCUGUUCUGGUGUUACGUCAGUAACUUUACAUCAAUAAUUAUAAAAUUAAAGGGUAAAUCAUAUUUCUAGUUACAAUCUAUAGAUCUAGUUAUAAUCUAUAAGGGAAUAAGCUAUGCAGAACUACAAAACAUAAUCAGCUCGGAUUUGAGGUUAAUUGAGCACUGGAUGUGCUCACAUAAAUUAAGUGUCAAUCUGUUAAAAACCAAAUACAUGUUGAUAAAAAGUAAAUCUGAAACCUUAGAAAUUAGAUAUUUUUUUUUUUUUUUCCUUCUUCACUCCUAGAAGGAGUAUAGGGCUAGUGCAUGAUUUCUCAUGCACUAGUUUCAUAGCGUCAUAAAGUUUACUAGGUAGGUGACUAGCCUGCCGUAGUUUUAUUUAUAUUAAUUAUUUGAGGUUAUUAAUAUUUACUGUUUAUUUUUCUUAGUCUUUAGUAUCGAAUAUUAUUAUUAAUAAUAAUGUUAAUAAAAUUAGAAUAUUAGAAUAUAAUAUUAUUAUUAUUAAUAAUAUUAGAAAAACACAUUAU